CUUUCAUUGGCACUAAAGAAAAGGAUACGUAACGUUACUUCCGGUAGCAGUAAGCUGUGCAGUGAGUCAGGGAACAUCGUCGUUUGACAGUGGUCUUAUUUUGAGAGCUAUUUCAAACGUCUUUUGUUGCAGAAGUGUUAGUGUCGCGUCACUGUCCACAGGAGGAGGGUCUCUCUGGUCUGCGGUCAAGGACGAAAUAAAACCGGUUCUGCUGCAUUGCAAGUUUGACACUUCCGCUUCACGGGAGAUAAACAACGUUCGGCAAGAAAUAGAAGCAUUUCGGCCUGGUCAUCAUCAUGUUGCUGCGUAAAGUUACUCAAAGUCCUGCGAUCUGCAGCUCUGUCCUCCGUCUGCAGCCAGCUAUUACAGGAGCUCAGCGCCAAACUGGGGCUCUUGUGGCAGUGCAGAAUGCUCGUCUUUAUUCAAGCCAAGCUGCAGAGGCUGUUCUGGACAAGAAUGCGGUUAGCGGCAGCGCCACCAUGACAGCUGAGAAGGUUGAUAAGACGGCCCUUAAUGUGGAGUCAAAAUCUUUUGCUGUGAACAUGUUUAAAGGGCAAAUCAGUACUUCUCAGGUGUUCCCCUUCCCCUCAGUGCUCAAUGAAGAGCAGUCACAGUUCCUCAAGGAGUUGGUUGGGCCGUGCAGUAAGUUUUUUGAAGAGGUGAAUGACCCCAUGAAGAACGAUGCACUGGAGAAGGUGGAGGAACACACAAUGGAAGGCCUGAAGGAGAUGGGAGCUUUUGGUCUUCAGGUGCCUGCAGAUCUUGGUGGCGUUGGCCUUACCAACACACAGUACGCCAGGCUGGUGGAGAUUGUUGGGAUGCAUGAUCUGGGUGUGGGCAUCACUCUUGGAGCCCAUCAGUCCAUUGGCUUCAAGGGCAUCCUGCUUUUUGGUAACCCCCAGCAGAAAGAGAAGUACCUUCCAAAGCUGGCCACUGGAGAGAACAUUGCUGCCUUCUGUCUUACUGAACCAGCGAGCGGUUCUGAUGCAGCCUCCAUUAAAACCAAUGCAGUUCGCUCCCCCUGCGGCCAGUACUACACCCUGAAUGGAAGCAAGAUCUGGAUCAGUAAUGGAGGUAUUGCUGAGAUCUUCACCGUGUUUGCAAAGACUCCUGUAAAGGAUGAGAAGACUGGAGAGAUGAAGGACAAAAUCACAGCGUUUAUUGUGGAGAGGAGCUUUGGAGGAGUCACACAUGGUCCUCCUGAGAAAAAGAUGGGUAUCAAAGCAUCUAACACGGCAGAGGUGUAUUUUGAGAACGUGCGUGUCCCUGCGGAUUGUGUACUUGGAGAGGUUGGAGGUGGAUUCAAAGUGGCCAUGAACAUCCUCAACAACGGCCGCUUCGGGAUGGCUGCCGCCCUCUCUGGUACGAUGAAGGGUGUCAUUGCCAAAGCGGUCGACCAUGCUGCUAACCGGACCCAAUUUGGCAACAAGAUCCACAACUAUGGUGCCAUUCAGGAAAAAAUGGCCAGAAUGGCCAUGCUUCAGUAUGUGACAGAGUCUAUGGCUUACAUGGUUAGUGGGAACAUGGACAGCGGAGCCACAGAGUUCCAGAUUGAGGCAGCCAUUAGUAAAAUCUUUGCCUCCGAAGCAGCUUGGUUGGUGACAGACGAAUGCAUUCAGAUUAUGGGUGGAAUGGGAUUCAUGAAGGAUGCUGGUGUGGAAAGGAUAUUGAGGGACUUGCGAAUUUUCAGAAUCUUUGAGGGUACCAAUGACAUCCUGCGACUGUUCGUAGCGCUCAACGGCUUCCAGAAUGCAGGCAAUCAGCUGAAGAGCUUGCAGAAAGCUCUAAAAAACCCUUUUGGUAAUGCUGGAAUGUUGGCGGGUGAAAUCACAAAGAGAGCCAAGAGGAAGGCAGGCAUGGGGACAGGACUGACCCUGCAGGGAAUGGUCCAUCCAGAGCUUAACCACAGUGGAGAAUUGACUGUUAAAGCCAUUGAGCAGUUUGGAGCUGUUAUUGAAGAGCUUCUUCUGAAACAUGGAAAGAGAAUCAUUGAUGAACAAUUUGUUCUGAAGCGAGUUGCAGACUGUGCCAUUGAUCUGUACGCCAUGGUUGUGGUCUUGUCCAGAGCCUCCAGGUCUCUCAGCCAAGGUCACCCUUCUGCCCAGCAUGAGAAGAUGUUGUGUGAAACCUGGUGUACUGAGGCCCAUGAGAGAGUCAUGCAGGACAUCAAGUUCCUCAGGUCAGGGACGUCCAAGCAGAUCUUCAAGAACCUACGUGCCAUUUCUGCUGCUGUGGUAGAAAACGGAGGGGUGGUAUCUCCUCAUCCACUGGGCUUUUAAAGCUCUGGCUCCCAUCAGCCAAUCAUGUCCUCUCUAAUCAGUCUGUCACAUGCACAUAUUUCUUUACCCAGACUGUGUGCUGCAAUCGUUGACGAGUGGAAUCUGUCACAUUGUGUUCUUCGACCACAGGAGUGCUUUAAUAUUCCAUAUCAAAAUAUGUAAAUGAAUGAAUAGGACGUGUAGAAUAUAUAUGAAUAGGUGUACAUCUGAAGAUUGGAUUUGUGUUAGUUUAUAAGUUUAGUUUUUAUAUGUAUAUGCUUAAAUAAUAAAAAAGUGUAACAUUGA
This is a messenger RNA of Ctenopharyngodon idella (grass carp), 2564 nucleotides long. It is a transcript of the gene acadvl, whose product is annotated as acyl-CoA dehydrogenase very long chain. Gene Ontology annotation, molecular function: fatty-acyl-CoA binding; very-long-chain fatty acyl-CoA dehydrogenase activity; flavin adenine dinucleotide binding. The record is from RefSeq and is a predicted model, not a curated record. Lineage: Eukaryota; Metazoa; Chordata; Actinopteri; Cypriniformes; Xenocyprididae. The transcript is spliced from 21 exons. The coding region runs from base 297 to 2279 and encodes 660 amino acids.